UAAAAUGUUUGCGUUUUCACAAUUUAUCAUAUUUAGUGUCACUGUUUUAACGGUACUGCUGUUUUCCAGUUAUCUUAAUUUCGUAUACUACUUUGAUAUUUACAAGCAGUGGUUUUUUAACAUUAAUGAUUUUCAAUUGUACGAUUUUAUCGUUGUUGGAGCUGGCACGGCAGGUGCGACUUUAGCUACGAGACUGGCCGAAUAUGGAUAUAAAAUAUUAUUGCUCGAAGCUGGAGGAGUUGCACCACCUUUUUUGGAUAUUCCACUUUUAGCUCCUCUAAUUCAGAAUACCCCAUACGACUGGCAAUACAUUACUGUACCUCAACAAAAUGCUUGCAAGGGUUUAAAGAACAAUCAAAGUAAAUGGCCAAUGGGUAAGCUUCUGGGUGGAACUAGUCGAUUAAAUUACAUGCUUCAUGUUCGAGGACAUCCUUUAGAUUAUAAUGAAUGGCUUUCAGAUUUUACUGAACCCACUACAAAGAAUGGUGGACCAAUGUGUGUAAGUGAUUUAAAAUGGGAUACUGGUCUUGCUGAUACCAUUUUGAAAGGACUGCAAGAAUUGCAUCAAGAUAUUGGCAACAUCAAUGAUAAUUUAAAAACUGGUUUCAUGAAAGCACAGUUGUCUAUAGAAAAUGGGAAACGGUGGAGUACGGACAAGUUAUUAUGUGAACAUAUUAAGAAGAAUUUAACCAUUAUCACUCAUGCUCAUGUUCAGAAAGUAUUAAUGGAAUUAAACAGAGCAGUAGGGGUACAGUUUACUGUAUCAAAUAAGACAUUUAAAGCAAUUGCAAAAGAAGGUGUUGUUCUAAGUGCUGGUACAAUUGGUACUCCAAAAAUAUUAAUGUUAUCUGGUAUUGGACCAAGAGAACACUUGCAAGAUUUAAAAAUAAACGUAAUUAAUGAUUUACCAGUUGGUCAACAUUUAGUAGAUCAUGUUCUUACUGGGAUUGAUUUAGUUAUGCUUAAUGUAAGCAUAGGUCUCAGUAUGAUUGAUACUUUGAACCCUAUGUCAGCAUUAAAGUACUUUAUUUUUGGGAAAGGACCUUGGACAUUUACAGGAGUUGAAGUUUUAGGAACAUUUCAUAGUUCUUUUCAACAAAAUAAAUCUGAUGUACCAGAUUUACAAAUAAUGGUAAUGCCACUUGGAUUAUCAAAGGAUAAUGGUGUUGUUCUAAAAAAAGCUAUGGGAAUUUCUGAAAAGGUUUAUAAUGAGUACUUUUUCCCCAUUUCACACAAGAAUACAAUAACAAUUGCCCCCGUUUUAUUACAUCCAAGAAGCAAAGGAGAAAUCAAAUUGAGCAGUCGCGACUCUUUUGAUCCGCCUUUAAUUGAUCCGAACUAUUUAUCAAAUAAAGAUGAUACUGCAAUUCUCAUAGAUGGAUUACGAUUUGUGAAAAAACUCGUUGAAACAAAUGCUAUGAAAAGUGUUGGUGCAUCUAUUUAUGAAAAACAUUUUCCUGGUUGUGAGAAUGAAACAUUUGAUAGUACAAAAUAUUGGGAAUGUUACAUACAACAUUUAACUUUAACUUCGUAUCAUCCCGCUGGUACAUGUCGUAUGGGUGAUGUGGUCGAUCAAACGUUUAAGGUUUAUCGUACCAAAAAUUUAUAUGUAAUCGACGCAUCUGUACUUCCAUCUUUACCAAGUGGUAAUAUUAAUGCUGCAGUUCUAAUGAUUGCUGAAAAAGCUGCCCAUAUAAUCAAACAAAGUACAAAAAUUCGCGUAAACAAUAGAAAAUGUUACAAACCAUACAACUAUUACUAUAUACCUGAUGAUUAA
Habropoda laboriosa is the source of this 1777-nucleotide messenger RNA. RefSeq names its product glucose dehydrogenase [FAD, quinone]. Bases 5 to 1777 code for a protein of 590 amino acids. Gene Ontology annotation, molecular function: ecdysone oxidase activity; flavin adenine dinucleotide binding. Lineage: Eukaryota; Metazoa; Arthropoda; Insecta; Hymenoptera; Apidae. The record is from RefSeq and is a predicted model, not a curated record. The transcript is spliced from 11 exons.